This is a messenger RNA of Mesorhabditis belari, 3192 nucleotides long. NCBI's taxonomy places the organism in Eukaryota, Metazoa, Nematoda, Chromadorea, Rhabditida, Rhabditidae. The record is from the annotation of a GenBank genome assembly.
AUGUCCAUUUUGCCGACCACCCGUUCGACGCCUCGUCAGCCAAAUGGAAGCCCAUCACUCUCCGACCAGCAACAUCAUGAUUCAGGUAUGUACCAAGACGAGGCACUGAUGACCGCAAUCAGCGAAAUGCGCUCACUAGGCAUCCACUCACCCGAGCACCUCUCAUCACAACGCAAAUCGUCACCCUUGUCAUCUGAAAGAAUCACUGGAAGUCCUCAUGACCUCUCGCCACCACUUUUGCAGGAAGUGGCAUGCAUGAAUGUGAGAGAGAUUGCUUCCCGUCCUAACAUUGGCACUCUUGGACGACAGUUGGCCGUCCGUUCAAAUUUCUUCGAGAUUGGUCUUAGCAGCGAAAAAAUGAUGAUUGUUCAAUAUCACGUGGUUGUCCACCAUCCUGGAUCAAGAAAACUCGAUCGUGACGAAAACCGAGCAAUCUUCUGGCAAGCUGUCAACGAUCAUCCCCAAGUGUUCACCAAUCGAUUUGCCUUGGCCUAUGAUGGAGCUCAUCAACUUUAUGCACCGACACGGCUAGAGUUUCCUGAAGGACGUACUCAAUAUCGUUUCGAGACGGAAGUGUUGCUGGCCAAAGAUUCAAGGGGAACCCAUUGUGCAAUCACCGUUCAAUGCGUUGGACCAGUGAUGAUUGAGAUGCGACGCACGUGCACAAAGAACUUGGACGAGCGUGUGCUCACGCCAAUUCAAAUUAUCGAUAUUGUCUUCCGCCAAAGUCUCACCUGUCCAUUUAUCGACAAUUCACGCAACUUCUAUGCCUGGAAGUCUUCUUGCUAUCGCAUUCCGAUCAACGGUGGCCAAGCUUUAGAUUUGGAGGGUGGAAAAGAAAUGUGGACUGGCUUCUUCUCAUCGGCCCACGUCGCCUCCGGAUGGAAACCUCUGCUGAACAUUGAUGUGGCACAUACCGCUUUCUACAAAGCCAAGAUCUCGAUGGUGCAAUUCAUGUGCGAAGUGCUGAACGAGCGAGCUGGAGUGCAUACAGCAAGGGGACCUGGCGGGCCUCCAAUGGGACCUCGAGGAUUGCCGCCUGGACACCCUGCUUAUCGUGGAAUGCCAUUUGGACGCCCAGGUAUGCCACCAGGACCUCCUCCAGGAAUGGGUGGACGAUAUCCAAUGGGACCCGGAGGACCAUACGGGCCGCCUUCAUCACAACGACGCCCUGAUGAAUGUGCCGCACUUACGCCAGAAACGCUUUACCGUGAUUUUCAACUGUCAAGUCAUGAGCACAAGAUUCUUGCUGAGGCCGUCAAAGGAAUUAAGAUUCGCAUCUCUCACCGCCCUGGCGUUGUUCGUGUCUACCGUGUCAAUUCCCUUCAAAUGCCUGCUGAUCAAGUCACCUUCAAAAGCAAAGAUGAAAACGGAGUGGAAUGCAAAAUGACGGUGGCUGACUACUUUGGACAACGAUAUCGCCCAUUGAUGUUCCCGAAGCUACCAUGCCUUCACGUUGGACCACCACAACGAUACAUUUACUUCCCCCUUGAGGUUUGUACCCUGGAUACGCCCCAAAAAUACAACAAGAAACUCAGCGAGAAGCAAACGAGCAGCAUCAUUCGGGCGGCCGCAGUUGAUGCUCAACAACGUGAGCAACGUAUCUCGGCCCUUUGUGAACAAGCUGCCUUCCAUAAGGAUCCAUUCCUCAAAGAAUUUGGGCUUUCCAUUGUUCCAAAGAUGUUUGAAACCACCGCCCGAGUCUUGCAGCCACCAGCCAUCAUGUUCGGAGAUAACAAACGUACGAACCCAAUCGUUGUGCCAAAAGAUGGAGCUUGGUCAAUGGACAACCAAACACUUUUCUUACCAGCCUCUUGCAGCUCCUAUUCGAUGAUCGCUUUGGUGAACCCUCGAGACCAAGCCCUGCUUCAAACUUUUUGCCAAUCACUUCACAGCAAGGCUACUCAAAUGGGCAUGGAAUUCCCUCGUUGGCCAGAUCUUGUCAAGUACGGCCGUGGUCGUGACGAUGUUUCACUGCUCUUCAAGGAAAUUGCAACCGAAUACAAGCAGAUAGGAACAAACUGUGAUCUGGUGAUUGUCGUUUUGCCCGGAAAGAACUCGGAUAUCUACGCCACCGUGAAGGAGUGCUCGGAUAUGAUUUACGGAAUCAUGUCUCAAUGCUUGCUGCUGAAAAAUGUUCUCCGUCCAUCUCCAGCAACUUGUUCGAACAUUGUGCUCAAGAUCAACAUGAAGUUAGGAGGAAUCAACUCGAGACUUGUUGCCGACGCUAUCACUCACAAAUACCUUGUAGAUGUGCCAACUUUGGUCCUUGGUGUUGACGUUACCCAUCCCACACAAGCCGAGGAACGACUCAACAUUCCUUCAGUGGCUGCAAUUGUCGCCAAUCUUGACCUCUAUCCUCAAACUUAUGGAGCCAAUGUGAAAGUGCAGCGGAAAUGCCGUGAAUCGGUCGUUUACCUCCUCGAUGCCGUUCGUGAACGUCUUGUCUCAUUCUACAAGAACACACAUCAGAAGCCCGAGAGGAUCAUCGUUUACCGUGACGGAGUGAGUGAAGGACAAUUCGCUGAAGUGCUUCGAGAGGAGAUUCAAGGAAUCCGUUCAGCUUGCCUCACGCUUUCCAACGACUAUCGCCCACCCAUCACCUAUGUUGUUGUGCAAAAGCGCCAUCAUGCACGCUUGUUCUGCAAGUUUGGCAAGGAUACUGUUGGAAAGGCAAAGAACAUCCCGCCUGGCACCACUGUCGAUACAGGAAUUGUCUCUCCCGAAGGAUUUGACUUCUAUUUGUGCUCGCACUUUGGCAUUCAAGGAACAUCGCGCCCAGCCCAUUAUCUUGUGCUUUGGGAUGACAACAACUUUACUGCAGAUGAGAUGCAAGCGAUCACCUACAGCAUGUGCCACACUUAUGGCCGAUGUGCUCGUGCCGUGUCGAUCCCAGCCCCUGUGUAUUAUGCGGAUUUGGUGGCCACUCGUGCUCGUUUUCAUAUCAAACGCAAGCUUGGAGUGCAUGAUAACGAGAGUGUCUUGGAGACAGGAUCGGUAGUUUCAACUCUCUCAUCAUUGAUGAACAUCGGACGCAGACCAGGACAAGCAAAUCAGCGCCGCUCGGGGGUUGAUGGAGGUGAGCCACAGCAGCAGCCGGAAAUGAGCGGGGCUCGUCAAUCGAACAGUGAUGCGGCACUUCAAGACUGCGUGGCCGUCGCCGAGAAGUUCAAGUCGAGGAUGUACUUCGUC